Molecule: messenger RNA, 924 nt
Organism: Colletotrichum acutatum
Lineage: Eukaryota; Fungi; Ascomycota; Sordariomycetes; Glomerellales; Glomerellaceae
Exons: 4
Coding region: 187-786 (199 amino acids)
Source: RefSeq, a predicted model, not a curated record
CGCUCUUGGGGUUGCCACGAGCUUGGUAGCAGUCAAUAGCUACCUAUCGAUCGGCAUGAUGUCUUUCCAAUCAUGUGACUCGGAGUUGAUACAUGAAAAACUUUGGAAUUUCAUUCGAUCCGAAGGAUUAUCGUCAUGCCCUGAUCCGAAUCUUCUUCCCACAUACGAGGAAAAGUGCAAAAAGGAAUGACGAAGGGGCAGAAAAACCAAAAGUGCAGACAAUUAGAGGCUCUUCGCGAACAAGGAGGCCCCAGCGACGGAAUCGCCGUUGGACUGGGCUACAAGGACACUUAUGCCACGCAGCCUGACCGCAGCCCACGCAACAUAUCCCCAGCUAAUUCCCUCAUGGCAAUAAUCUACAUUGUACGGAGUACGGGCACAUGCCGCAAGACAAUCUGGCUGUUUGCGAAAGAGAAAGAGAGCAAGAGGAGGGGCCGGGCCCAUCCUUCUGACGGAAAAAGAAGUUUGCGCAUUCGUCUACGUCCGUCCUCGUUCGGACAGCGUUCAAAAAGUUCGUUGACGUUUUCUUUCAAUCCAACGGCGUGGCACACAUCCCUGUCGCGAAGCAGCGGGAGAAAUGUUCUGGAAAUUGGGCCGACGCAGUCCCAACAAGGCCAUCGGCAUCGACAUGGAGGCUGGCACAUGCAUGGAAGCCUGGGGAGUGCAUGGAAGGGGAACAAGGAAACAGUAACAAUAAGAAAACUUCUGCAGCGCUUCGCUUCCUCGACCCGAGCGUCGAGCCGUCAGCAUCAGGUCAGCGCCAAUACGGACGCCUCGAAAGCGUGACUGUCUGACGGUGGCAAGCCUCGUCGCAAACGGUCGGCAGAACCUACACUAUUGCUUUGGAGAACACAAUUAGUUCAGUCACAUUACAGCUCACUCUGGAGUCUGCGGUAGACUGUAGUGAAUAAUGCGUGAUUAGAG